Drosophila biarmipes is the source of this 502-nucleotide messenger RNA. RefSeq lists its product as uncharacterized. Lineage: Eukaryota; Metazoa; Arthropoda; Insecta; Diptera; Drosophilidae. The record is from RefSeq and is a predicted model, not a curated record. Bases 78 to 425 code for a protein of 115 amino acids. The transcript is spliced from 3 exons.
AACUCUAAAGCAAAUGCACUUACAGAGUUAGUUGUGAAGACAAAGAAGUUAAAUCAAGUUGGAAAAAAAUCAGUGCGAUGGCACUUACACUGGAAAAAAUACUUGAGGCCUUGCUGAAAGCGGUGAGAAGAAGAAAGCAGAAACCAAGAGGGAUUCGCGAUAAAAGUCCAACAGAGGACGAACAAAAGAAAGAGGAACGUAAGGAAGAAACCAUCAACUGGGUAUAUCAGAAAAUCCUGGACUUGACGCAGAUCGUGUUAGAUCAGCUCCUUAUCUUUGUAAACAAAGCCAUUAUGCGAGUGCUCGGUGACAGCCAAGACCCUGAGGAGUGCCUUUCCCAUGAUGGCAAUGUGCAAAAAACCGCACUAGAUGCACUGUUGGAGUUUCUAAGGCGGAAUUUGGGAUUACAAAUGGCCCUUAAUUAAGGAAGUCCAAUGAAUUAAAUAAAGUCUGGGCCCGCAAUCCAUGGGAACACUAAAAGUGUUCCUGGCACCUAAAUAAG